ACCGUUUUGCGAGUCAGACUGCGAACCGGGGGCAGAUGUUCUGCCUUGUUCCGACCCAAAAGACACCCAUGGACCAUGGACCUCAGGAGAGGAUUGUGGAUUUGUGCCAAUUUCAUCACAGGUUUCUCUUUGACAUUCUGGUCACCGAGGCUUAGCCAGGUGCCCCCAUCGCCAUUGCAUGCAGAGACAGUUGGUAACCCGUCUGUAGUACGGAGACACAUGUUGGCUGCUGCAUCCACACGCUUCUGUCACUGCCUGCCGCACGAUCAUGGCUGGGAACUGUCUUGCUGUAUCAGUACGGAUCCUGUCCCACAUUCAUUAGAGGUAACGACAUGACGCUCUGAUUCGCCGGGGCAAGGGGAUUAGCCGGUCGGCACCCAAUCACUCGGUGCCCCCAGACGGAGCGGUAUGCUGCCGUGCGGCGUGCCACAAGGUUACACUCUGUCCCUGCGAGCGGGAUUCAACGACGG
Molecule: messenger RNA, 470 nt
Organism: Colletotrichum acutatum
Lineage: Eukaryota; Fungi; Ascomycota; Sordariomycetes; Glomerellales; Glomerellaceae
Exons: 1
Coding region: 76-336 (86 amino acids)
Source: RefSeq, a predicted model, not a curated record